AACCUGAAAUUAGUUAAAAAGUGAACACUUUUUUUUUAAUCAACGUUAUACUGUUCAAGUGUCAGAUAUACAACCUGGAAUUAGUAAAACAAGUGACUUCAUUUUUGAAAAUCAAUUCUUAUCAAAUGUCAAAAAUGUAAGAUUGUAAAAAAGGGUUAGGAUGUAACCUUACUACUAUACUACGUCUAUGCAGUUUUAUGCAAACUCGAACAGUUUAUGUAAACAUUCACAUUAACGUUUGGUCGCGAAAACCAGGAUGCUGUAUUGUCAACUGUUGGAUCUGUUAGCAGACGCUGAAGAACACAACGUUUUACUUGUGCUUGUUAUUAUAUUGGCGUGAGACUUGCGGUAUCCGUGGAUGGGUCCUAAACGAUCGUAAAUAUCACAAAUCUCUGUGGCAUUUAUGAUCAAUAUUGUUUGUUUGUUUUUCUAUUAAAGAAUACGCAGAAUGCUGGUCAGACUGUUCAUGACCACAGUGGUCAGAUGAUUGACCAACAUGUGCUGCAGUGGACUCGACUUUUUCUUCUGUCUAGCGUUUGUGUCACAAUCAAAUGAAAACAAGCGAUUAUCGACAAAAUGCAUCCACGACGAGCGUAUUGAACCGGUUUUCUGUUUCAUCCUAUACAUUCCCGAUGGUGGAGGUCACUGCCGAGCUGAUUGUGAAGUAAAAUAGACCGAUAUGAGUUCAGAUUGUGUCCUAGACCUACACAACAACGUUAAUCGAGAGACGAUCUUCAUUAAUUAGCUCCACAGAUUGACAGCAGGCACAUUGUGUAUACUCUUGUGUAUAUUACCUUACAAAGAGGCUGCUUUUGACCGAUGUAUAUUGAUUUUGACAAAUUUGAACGUUGUUAAACGAGGAAUGUUUACUAAUCUGUUGAACGUGGCAUUGCAAUGUUUUGUAAAACAAGAACUAAAAGUUUGUUAUGACCCUAGGUCAGAUAAGUUCACUUGUGGUAAGAUGAUGAAAUGCAUUAAAAAAAAACAAAUAGUGCAGUGAAGAAGUCAGAGUAAAAAAAAAACAUAAAACCAGGAGAUAACUCUACGCAUGGUGAUUCGAUCUGAGGUGUUACAGGUUCCGGUAAAGUUCACGGUCAAGUGGAACGAGACCACAUGUGCUAACAAGUCAAGACCCGAUGAGGCAGAAUGGAACGUCAUGUCACUAGAAGAAACACGUCGAACCCAGCGACCAUAUCGCUAUGGGAUGAUGCUGUUAUGUGUUGGCGCAUUGGUGAAUUGGUUGGGUCUGGCCGAAAAUUAUUCAGAACCAGUACGAUACGCGGGAGUUGCAUGUAUUUUAGGUGCCUGUCUCAUAUGUACUGCAAUGUGUUGUUGGCUUCACACACCCGGUCGAUCGGGAACGAAUGGUGACGAGGGCGAUGAUCCUGUUCACGUCAUUAGUGCUAAUGAUGAACGAAGGCGUGAAAAGCCUCCCGACUACGACACUGUAGCUGCCGCCCCACCAAGCUACGACGAUGCGAUCAAGCUUGAUCCUGCCGCUCUUUUACACUUGUCAAUAGCAUCGAACGCAAAUGUCAGCAGUAAUGCGAACAUUAAUUACAUCUCUACAGUACAUCCCAGCUCAUCCCAUACAAUGAGUAAUAGUAAUUGUACUGAAACCGUUCAAAGCACUGAAGGUAGCCAAAUACUAGACUGUUCUAUUACCGUGUGCGAUGAAAAAAUGUGUUCCGAGAAACCACCUCCCUACGCAGAACCAGUCGUCUGUGGCACAAGUAUUUCAUCUGACGAACGAACAUCUCGCAGUACUAACUGAACUACCGGGAUGCGUUUAGCUUUAUCACGAAUAUAACGAACUUUCUAUAAUGUUUUGCGUUGAAGUUUCCUGUCCUUCUAAAUCAGGAAACAAUAAGCAAAACACAGAAAUCAUGGCUGUGUUCGUAUUUCUUAAAUUGUAAGCUUCCGUUUCCUGCACAGAAAUGUUCUAGUUAUAUAUCAAAUCCCGAAGAGCGAUAGAACGUAGGUGUCUGCAGCACUCAACUAAAAUGCUGUACAGUAUUAGCGAUGCCAUAAUUGAAGCGAACGAUGUUCGUAAGAAGACAGCGUAUUUAUACUUAAAUCAUGCUCAACACUCCCAACAUAGUUGAGGAUUUCUAUCGUUUCUAACAGUCGUAAUAGUGUUUACGCAAAAAUAAAGGAAUUGUAGCUAGGGAACCUUAUUUACAUUAGCACUCGGUCGAUAGGAGCAUAAGGAAAAUAUCCAACCGAUUCUAGGGAACUGAAUGUACAUAUGAUCACGGAUGUAAUCCUGCCUUAUAUUUGGGUUUAUUUGUGUGAUAAUAGUACCAUAAGUCAAUAAAGAUUCCCAUUAUCAUGUAUCCAUUA
Messenger RNA from Anopheles gambiae (African malaria mosquito), 2343 nucleotides. RefSeq lists its product as uncharacterized. The coding region runs from base 1049 to 1774 and encodes 241 amino acids. The record is from RefSeq and is a predicted model, not a curated record. Lineage: Eukaryota; Metazoa; Arthropoda; Insecta; Diptera; Culicidae. The transcript has 4 exons.